AUGCCGAAAGCCACAAUUCUCAGAUCAGUGACGGUCCGAGUGCUGGUCACUUUCGUCACCUUGCUUGUGUUUCUCUCGACUCUGGCCGCGGCUGAUGCUGUGGAUCACCCCAAGCUACGCGUCAAGGGCGGGCUGGGGCGGGCUGGUACCCCAGCUGAGGUGAUUGCAAGUGCGGCAGCAUCAGUCACGGGUUCCAACUCCAAAUCGUACCCUAGAGGCUAUUCGGCCGUCAUUGCUUUCGGUGCCUCGUAUAUGGGUGAGUCCUCCGCUUCGUCGGAGGUCCAGCCAACCCCGUGUUCAACGAUCCCUCGUCGUGCGAUAUCCCGCAUGGGACAUCGCUUUACGCUCACAGACAACGCUCACAAACGGUCCAAGAAGUACGCCACCUCUUUUCGCGACCAGCAAGAGUAUCCCUUUUCGGACCAAGGACGCUAUACGAACGGUCCCGUUGCGGUUGAGUACAUGGUUAAGCCGAGCACCAAUCCCGCGCUUAGGCCAUUUCAAAUUGAGCCGCCGGUGCUUUUCGAUUGUAAGCCCCUAUUCAUGGCAAAACACACCGGCUCUUAGGAGCUGAGCGUCAGAUAUUUUUUUCUACCGACAGUUGCGUAUGGUGGUUCGGUGAUCAAGAACAAUCUGACUGGAACGGCAGGGCCGCACAAUAUUCCCGAUCUGGGCCGCGAAGUACGCUGUAGCAGUAGAUCUCGUCGAUUCCGAGGCAAGGAACUGACUGGGCCACUGCGGCAGAUUAAACAAUAUCUCGAGCAGCUGGACGAUGAGGUCAUUGAUCCUGGAAGAGGUCGUGUAUUGCAUGUUAUUCACACCGGUAAGUAUCCAACCUGAUGUCAUUUGGUGGACCUGGACCAUCCUGAGCUUCCGUCUCGUGAUUUGCCCUUAAUAGGCACCAACCCCAUCAGUCAAAUGUGGCUGCACGCUCUUACCGCCAACAUCACCCAUGCCAAGACGAGACGGUCCAUCGGCAAACAAGUCACUCAGAUGGCGAAGUAUAUCCGAUACCUGGCUACCCAUGAUUCGCUCCGAGAGUGAGUUCGACCUCAACGAUCAUAGGGGUCAGAUGAUUCGCGAAAGCUAACACGAUAAAAGGCGAUUGGACGUCCGCAUAGUAAUGUGGUCGUUGACGACUAUCUAAUCGUCGGUGUUCCUCCUCUGAGUAUUGUUCCAAACCUCUACUUCAAUUACAUCGCGGCAUUCCCCAACCAUACGGCGGCCCAACGCGAUGCUGCCCUCGAGUACGCCGGCGAGCUGGUCGAUUUGUUCAACGUUGAGCUCGAGGCGUUCACCUCGAAUCUCAAAGCGUACGUGAAACCCGGCAGCAGGGUUCUGUAUUACGACCUCGCCAACUUGGUCAGUCGGAUUGCCACCACACGAACUUGAUGAGUUCUAGUCCCUUACGCUGAUCCUGCCCCAAACUCAUCUCGACCAGUUCAAGACCAUCUAUCGCUUUCCUCGCGCUUACGGCAUCACGCACCCCGUCACACAAGCCUGUUGGAACUCGUCCACCAGAGUCCUGUGCAAAGACCCCGAACACCAUCUCUACAUCGACACUUUACAUCCCACGACCUCGGCUCACAAGAUCUGGGCGUCUAGGAUGAACCGCCUGGUCAACAAGGUGGCGAGACAGGCGGAUGCGAAGACUCUGGAAACCACAGUUGAAGAUGACCCGACGACCGCCGAUCAUCCAUCGUCGAAAACUGACGAUGAACCGUCGUCGAGCCCAGGGGACCUGCGUUGUUGA
Molecule: messenger RNA, 1753 nt
Organism: Microbotryum saponariae
Lineage: Eukaryota; Fungi; Basidiomycota; Microbotryomycetes; Microbotryales; Microbotryaceae
Source: the annotation of a GenBank genome assembly